Messenger RNA from Procambarus clarkii (red swamp crayfish), 1215 nucleotides. The record is from RefSeq and is a predicted model, not a curated record. NCBI's taxonomy places the organism in Eukaryota, Metazoa, Arthropoda, Malacostraca, Decapoda, Cambaridae.
AUGGCAACACCACAUGGCCACCAUGGCAACACAUGGCCACCAUGGCAACACAUGGCCACCAUGGCCACCAUGGCAACACCACAUGGCCACCAUGGCAACACCACAUGGCCACCAUGGCAACACCACAUGGCCACCAUGGCAACACCACAUGGCCACCAUGGCAACACCACAUGGCAACACCACAUGGCCACCAUGGCAACACCACAUGGCCACCAUGGCAACACCGCAUGGCCACCAUGGCAACACCACAUGGCCACCAUGGCAACACCACACGACCACCAUGGCAACACCACAUGGCCACCAUGGCAACACCACAUGGCCACCAUGGCAACAACAUAUGGCCACCAAGGCAACACCGCAUGGCCACCAUGGCAACACCGCAUGGCCACCAUGGCAACACCGCAUGGCAACACCACAUGGCAACACCACAUGGCCACCAUGGCAACACCACAUGGCAACACCACAUGGCCACCAUGGCAACACCACAUGGCCACCAAGGCAACACCGCAUGGCCACCAUGGCAACACCACAUGGCCACCAUGGCAACACCACAUGGCCACCAUGGCAACACCACACGACCACCAUGGCAACACCACAUGGCCACCAUGGCAACACCACACGACCACCAUGGCAACACCACAUGGCCACCAUGGCAACACCACAUGGCCACCAUGGCAACACCACAUGGCCACCAUGGCAAACACCACCAUGGCCACCAUGGCAACACCACAUGGCCACCAUGGCAAACACCACACGACCACCAUGGCAACACCACAUGGCCACCAUGGCAACACCACACGACCACCAUGGCAACACCACAUGCCACCAUGGCAACACCACAUGGCCACCAUGGCAACACCACAUGGCCACCAUGGCACACCACAUGGCCACCAUGGCACACACCACACGACCACCAUGGCAACACCACACGACCACCAUGGCAACACCACACGACCACCAUGGCAACACCACAUGACCACCAUGGCAACACCACAUGGCCACCAUGGCAACACCACAUGGCCACCAUGGCAACACCACAUGGCCACCAUGGCAACACCACAUGGCCACCAUGGCAACACCACAUGGCCACCAUGGCAACACCACAUGGCCACCAUGGCAACACCACACGACCACCAUGGCAACACCACACGACCACCAUGGCAACAGACACCUGUGAUCACCAAACAAAUGGUCGCCAUUAUCCAUGGUUUCUGA